This is a messenger RNA of Arctia plantaginis, 2430 nucleotides long. The record is from the annotation of a GenBank genome assembly. NCBI's taxonomy places the organism in Eukaryota, Metazoa, Arthropoda, Insecta, Lepidoptera, Erebidae.
AUGUCCACGCCAGUAUCCAACCGCAAAUACGGAGCCCAAAAGAUACGGUUAACUAUUCUAUGUGCGCGGAAUUUGGUCAGAAGAGAUUAUUUCCGAUUGCCAGAUCCCUUUGCUAAAAUAUCCGUAGACGGCAGUGGACAAGUGUAUUCCACUAAUACUGUGAAAGCAACUCUCGACCCUAAGUGGAAUACACAUUACGACUUAUAUCUGACUAAAGGAGAUGGUAUUACAAUUAGCAUAUGGAAUCAACGCAAAGUUCACAAAAGACAAGGCUCUGGAUUCUUGGGCUGUGUGCGAAUUCAACCAUCGACUGUACACAAAUUGAAGGACACAGGAUACCAAUGUUUGGAGCUAUGCGAGGACAAUGGCUUAGAAGCAUGCGGCGUACGGGGUCAGGUCAUCGUUUCUCUUGUAUCACGUGAUGCUGCUCGAGGCGAACCAGCGGCUGCGGCCGGUGAAGGUUCGCCUCUUGCUGUGGUGGGACCUGCUGGAGAUGUACGUGCACCGCGAGAUCCACCUCCUGUACCCGCUACACAAGCUGCAAGACCAAAUUUACCUCCGCAUUGGGAGGAGCGAUUUACGUCUAAGGGCAGAGCUUACUACGUAAACCACAUAACACGUAGCUCACAGUGGGAGCGGCCCGCGUGCGAAAGCUCGACCCCAACAUCUCCAAUUGUGUCGUCCCCACCCACCUCACCUACUCCUGCAGCAACUCCAUCCACCCCGGCAUCACCCACUUCUCCAUCAUCACCACUAUCACCAGCUUUGGACACAGAUGUUAAUUAUGCUACUUCUAUAUCUUUAAGACCAGAGCCCCAGCCUCAAACGGCGGUGCGAUCUCGUCAGCACUCUACCACGGCACCUGUCAGUCCACAAAAUUGUAAUCCUGUGACACCCAAUUCUCCCUCAACUCCGAUCGCUGCUACAGACUUACCACCCGGUUACGAGAUGCGCACGACGGGGCAGGGCCAGGUGUACUUCUACAACAGCGCGACGGGCGCGUCCACGUGGCACGACCCGCGCGUGCCGCAGCACCUGCGCCACUGCGCCGCGGCGGCGGGCCCGCUGCCGCCCGGCUGGGAGAUGCGCCACGCGCCCUCCGGCCGCCCCUACUUCGUCGACCACAACAACAAAACUACGCAGUUCACCGACCCCAGGCUCGCCCUGUCCGUGAGACUCCCCGCCCCCGCGGAGAGCGCGGCGCCGACGGCCGCGCCGGCCGCCCCGGCCCCGCCCGAGCCGCUGGACUCGGAUGCGCUGCCCAAAUACAAACGCGACUUAGCGGCCAAAGCGAGAGUGUUGCGAGCUGAACUUCAAGCGUUGCAACCCCAGACGGGACAUUGCAGAGUAGAGGUAUCACGAAAUGAAAUACUUGAGGAGUCGUACCGGCUCGUAAUGAAGUUACGAGCCAAGGAGCUGCGAAAACGACUGCUAGUGAAGUUCCGCGGUGAAGAAGGACUGGACUACGGAGGAGUGGCCCGAGAGUGGCUCCACCUGUUAGGCAGAGAAUUAUUUAACCCACACUAUGGUCUCUUCCAAUAUGCGAACGCGGGAGAUGACCGAUACGCAUUACAGAUCAAUGCAGAUUCUGGUGUGAAUCCAGAACAUCUCUCAUACUUCCACUUCGCGGGGCGAAUCUUGGGCGUGGCGCUGUUCCACGGGCACCAGCUCGACGCUGCCUUCACGGCGCCCUUCUACAAACAGCUGUUGGGCAGACCUAUCACAUUGCGCGACAUACGGGAUGUGGACCCUGAACUCCAUCGCUCACUUUCAUGGAUGCUUGAAAAUAGCAUCACAGGCGUGAUAGACACCACUUUCUCAGUGGAAUGCUCGUCGUUCGGCGCGGUCCGCAGCGUGGAGCUGCGGCCGGGCGGCGCCAACGAGGUGGUGACGGACGCCAACAAGCGCGAGUACGUGCGCCUGUACGUGGCGCACCGCUUCACGCGCGGCGCCGAGCGCCAGUGGCUUGCGCUGCAACGUGGCCUGGCCGACAUCAUCCCGCCGCAGCUGCUGCGGCCGCUGUCGCCGCGGGACCUGCAGCCGCUGCUGGCCGGGCGCGCCGACCUCGACCCGGCCGAUUGGCGCCGCCACACGCGUCUCAAACACGUGGCGCCCGAUGCGCCCAUCGUGGCCUGGUUCUGGGAGAUCGUGGAGGAGUUCGACGCCGACAUGCGCGCGCGCCUGCUGCAGUUCGUGACGGGGUCGCGGCGCGUGCCGCUGGCCGGCUUCCGCGCGCUGCAGGGCUCCACGGGCGCGGCGGCGCCCCGCCUCUUCACGCUCCACCUCGUGGCGGACGCGGCCCCCGAUUCGCUUCCGAAGGCCCACACUUGUUUCAAUCGUCUCGAUUUACCUCCUUACCCGAGCAAGGAGAGACUGCACGAUAAGCUCAAACAAGCGGUUCUCGAAACCGCAGGGUUCGCAGUCGAGUAA